This is a messenger RNA of Funneliformis mosseae, 528 nucleotides long. The record is from the annotation of a GenBank genome assembly. NCBI's taxonomy places the organism in Eukaryota, Fungi, Glomeromycota, Glomeromycetes, Glomerales, Glomeraceae.
AUGAACGGUAAUAACACCUUCCAUUUUCUUGAACCUGAAACAUCGAAUCGAACAAUAAAGGAGAAACCAAAAAAAAAGGAGCCAAAUAUGUUUAUUUUAUUUCGUAAAGAAAUGAUGAAAUAUAAACCAUAUAAUAAUAUUCCAAUGACCAAAUACAGCAAAUUCGUGUCAGAAAUAUGGAAAAAUUUAUCUGAAAUAGAGAAGUUGUAUUUACAAAGGAAAUAUCAAAUAAAUCGAGAUCAAAAAUUACGACAAGAACAUGUGACUGGUAGCGAUCAAUGCAACGUAAUCCAUGAGAGAGGGCACAAACAUAUUGGACGAUUACAAAAAAAUGUAACCGACAAAAUUGAAAUUACUUCGAAUCAUCACGUGUUAAAUACUAAAGUUGUUGCUUCCGGCCUGAUUCGAGACUGUUUUUUCACCGAAAGUCCUCCGGACUUUAUUAAUGAUGAUUUCUUAAAUUUCAAGAAAAUUCAUUUGUCGGAAUUGUAUUACGAUCAAUCACGACCGAAAUCACUAUCUCUAUAA